AUGGCCUCGACCGAAACCGAAACCGAAACUGCGGCUUUCUUCAGCAAAGCGAAUAAACACCUUAUAGGAACCGGAGUCCCAUUUUCUCCAGUUAUAAUCACCAAAGCCAAGGGUACCAAGCUUUACGAUGCAAAUAACAAUCAAAUUCUCGACUUCACCUCGGGCCAGAUGAGUUCGCUUCUGGGACAUUCUCACCCGGAGAUUGUCCAAGUUGUGCAAAAGUAUAUUGCGGAGCUAGAUCACCUCUUGAGCAAUAUGAUCACCUAUCCUGUCGUCGACCUAGCUGAACGUCUAUCUCGAAUUCUCCCUUUGCCUUUAGAAAAAUCCUUUUUCCUUAAUACCGGUUCCGAGUCAAUCGAAGCAGCUAUCAAAAUGGCAAAGUUAUAUACAGGACAGUUCGAAGUUGUUGCCUUUACAGCUAGCUACCAUGGCUUAACUCAAGGUGCAGGCUCUGCGACUUACUCUGCCGGUCGAAAGAGAGGAGGACCCUGUAUGCCCGGCCAGCUCGCCUUUCCAGCUCCAUAUGCCUAUCGAUCUCCAUUCCGCAAACCGGAUGGAUCGUAUGAUUGGGAGACGGAAAUGGACUUCGGCUGGUCAAUGGUAGAUCGACAGAGCGUGGGCUCUCUGGCUGCUUUCAUCAUGGAGCCAAUCCUCUCCACAGGGGGCAUUCUCGACCUUCCCCAAGGGUAUCUCCGACGUAUGAGCAUCGAGUGCAAGAAACGUGGCAUGCUUAUCAUUAUGGAUGAAGCUCAAACCGGAGUCGGUCGCACUGGGAAAAUGUUCGCUUUUGAGCACCAUGAAGUUGUUCCAGAUAUUCUCGCACUAUCGAAAACUCUUGGAUGUGGUCUUCCUUUGGCAUCGGUCAGUACCACAGCGGAAAUCGACCGAGGGUGCAAGGAAGUGGGGUUCCUGUGGCUUACUACUCAUCUUAAUGACCCUCUCACUGCCGCUGUAGGUAAUAAGGUACUAGAAAUUGUUGAACGAGAUGGUAUAUGCCAAGCGGCAACGGAACGUGGCGAACAGCUUCGUGAUGGUCUUCUCAAGCUUCAGCAAAAGCAUUGGUGUAUCGGGGAUAUCCGUGGCCGGGGACUACUACAGGGUAUUGAGAUAAUUUCAGACGCUAAAACCAUGGCUCCAGGUCCAGAUUUGGGCCAAGCGGUUUCUGACAGAGCAUUGGCUGCUGGCCUAUCGUGUAAUAUUGUCAAUCUUCCUGGUAUGGGGGGCGUGUUUAGGCUAGCGCCGCCUGUCACGGUUACUACCGAGGAGAUAGAAGAGGGUCUUCGGAUUCUAGAUGAGUCUUUCACCUCCGUAGUUGGAGAAUGGGCUAAGUAA
Talaromyces rugulosus is the source of this 1332-nucleotide messenger RNA. RefSeq lists its product as uncharacterized. Lineage: Eukaryota; Fungi; Ascomycota; Eurotiomycetes; Eurotiales; Trichocomaceae. Gene Ontology annotation, cellular component: mitochondrion. The record is from RefSeq and is a predicted model, not a curated record. The transcript has a single exon. Bases 1 to 1332 code for a protein of 443 amino acids. Gene Ontology annotation, molecular function: pyridoxal phosphate binding; transaminase activity.